Molecule: messenger RNA, 579 nt
Organism: Oppia nitens
Lineage: Eukaryota; Metazoa; Arthropoda; Arachnida; Sarcoptiformes; Oppiidae
Exons: 2
Coding region: 128-571 (147 amino acids)
Source: RefSeq, a predicted model, not a curated record
UUUAAUUAUUCAUUGAUUUAAUUAUUAUUAUUAUUAUUAACUAAAUAGUUUUGUGUUGUUGUUGUGUUGACUACUCCCGCGUAAACUCAAGACAGUCACCGUCGCCGCCGCCGCCGCGACCGACACAAUGACGGCCACUACCGGCGAUGAUGACAAUACAAACGCCAAUGCGGACAAUACCGAGUGCGGCGCCGACGCUACCGACAGCCACCAACAGCCCAUGGAUGUGGACAACAACAACAGUGUCGGCGGCGAUGGCAGCAGCGGCAGUACGGCCGCCGCCGACGGUCAACAUCAGCCUACAGCGUCCGAUACGGGCCUACUGUCCACUGGCGAGGCCAUGAAAAACAUGUUUCGCAACCUUUACGAAGCCGUAUCGUUGGCCAAAAUCAAACAGUAUAUACAGUUUAUUAACGCCCGAGUGUUGACCAAUAAGACCUACUUUUUCUAUAUCAACGACUUCUAUCAUUAUGUUUGCGUAUUGACCGACCAGCCGGCCGACGAUUGCUGUCGACCAGCCGUCGAUGCAAACGUCAUUGGAUACCGAUAUAAAUAUAUAAAAUUAUUUUAAGGUCAUCA